CCCUCCUCGGUCCGCACCAAGACUACAAGAAGCCGCGAGAGGGAUGAGGCCUCGGUGAAAGGGACAAGCGUUACUGGACCGCGUUCUUCUCCCCCCGAGCUCGUUUCUCGUGGUCCGUUAUGUCUGUGAGCCUGCUCCCCCUCCCGCCAUGCCCGCCGCCGAACGCCUCCUGCCGCCGCCGCCGCUGCUGCUGCUCCUCCUGCCGUCGCUGCUUCUGAUCCCUCGCCUGGAUGGGGCGGUGAGGGCGGCGGCGGUGGAGGAGGAGGGCGGCGGCCUGCCCUCGUCUUCGCCCGGGGACAAUGGAGUCAACGCCGCGGUCACGGACGCCACCUCCCCGGGACGAUUGCUCGGCGCCACGGCUUGGACACAAGAUCCACAGUUUCCCCUCAAAGUCCUGGUGAGGGACCUGGUGACCCGUCAGCCACUGGUGGGGGCCUCGGUGGACGUUUACGUGAACCACACUCUGAGGAGCUCGGCCCGCACGGGGACGAGAGGCGAGGUUCUGCUCCGGGUGGCCUACAGUCCGGGCCUCGGUCUGACCCUGCUGGGCAACAUGGAGGGCUACGUCCCCAGUCCUCUGCCGUGGAGCACCACCAAGAGACCAAUUUUCUCUGCGGUGACUUUGCUGCUGCUCCCUCACAGCCAGGGGAAUGUCUGGUUGUUCGAGGACUCAGUGCUCAUCACCAGGAAGUUACCUGACAGUUCCUCUCAGCCGAAGGUGAAAUUCCCCAAGAACCUUCUCACCAUCUCGGAUAAGAGCAACGUCUCCUCUGUGUCGGCGUUCCUGACCGUGCCACAGCACCAUCUGGCGAAAGACUGCGCCAACUGCACUCCGGGUAUCAUCAGCAGCAGCAAAUCAGUGUUCAGGAGCAUAGAGCUGAAGGCAGUGGCUGCCGUCAGUGUGCUGCUGUACUCAGGUGAUGAGGAGCUCCAGGUUCGAGGGCCCAUUCAAAUCAGCCUGCCCCUGGGACGCAGCACUCACCUGCGGGCCUCCGAUACUGUGCCAGCCUGGGCCUUCGAUCUAAAGACUGGUGCCUGGGCGAAUCAAGGCCUCGGGAUAGUGAAAACUGUCGGUGACCAACUGGUCUGGACCUACACCGCUUCCCAUCUGGGCUACUGGAUCGCUGCACCCCUGCCCUCCGGACACAAUUAUCUGGGCCAUGGGAGCACCAUGGAUUUCUUGUCGUACCACACCUACCUGCUGACCGGAAUUCUGGGAGGAACGUUGGCUGUAGUAAUCGCAUUUCUUUCCUUGUUGCUGUGUCACUGUGGAGGUUCUCAUCGAGAGCCAAGGAGGAGGAGGGCCCGCUUCUCCAAACUCACAGUUUUGAAAAAGGACCAGACCACCUCCACCCACAUGGAGGAGGGUUUGUUGUUCCGAUCGGGCGAUAACAGCCUUGCUUCCUGCAGCGUCCAGUGUGAACCCUCGUCCACCCCGAGGCACAAGGCCAACUACAACAUCUACGUGGAGGAUCCGGGGAGUCGCCCUGCGGCUCCGCUUUAUGAGAACGUCGCCCCGGAUCGGAUCAAAGGUCCCCAGCCGCAGCCUCGCUACAUUAACGGCGGCGAGGUGGCUCGACUUCGGGAGAAGUCGGAGCAGAACCGCGCCAACAUAAACUCGGACAGCUUCUUUCAGGACAAGCUGGUUCAUAUCUACAACCAGCCGGUGGCCAUCAUUCAGGCCCCAGAGCUUUUCGGCGCUCAGGAGCAGCAGGUGUCGGGCUGCAAGUCUGCCACUUUCCCACGCAAUGGAGCGGAGUACGACGCCCACUCGGAGUCCGCGAGUAAAGACAGCUACACCCAGACACUACCCAAAGUUCCUCACCAACACUCCCAGGGCGGGAGCAGCCCACAGCAGACCAGCCAAGAUGAGCCCCAGCCUCUGGAGACUCCUCCUCCAGGUCAAGGCCCCAAUGCUGGUGUGUGGGGACGCUACAGUAACCUCCUUGAAUCCUCCGUCUCGGUGCCUGGGACGCUGAACGAGGCGGCGGGUAUGGAGGCCUUCAGCGGCGGGCACGGGGUGCCCAGCGAGCUGCAGGGGAUCUCAGAGCGCACCUUACUGGAGCUGAUGCGGGGCAAGUCCUCAUCACAUCACCCCAGGGCGUGGUUUGUCUCCUUGGACGGGAAGCCGGCGGCGCAAGUUCGCCACUCCAUCAUCGAGCUCCAGAGCCGCCACCGCCCACCGAGCAGCAACGACACCAGCCUGGACUCGGGCGUGGACAUGAACGAGCCCCAGCAGAACCUCCGCGAGACGGAGCGCGACCGGCGUUCGAUCAGGGCCUCGUCCUUGCCACACCACGGCAGAGGCGGGCGUUACGGCGAAGAGCAGGACCUGAGCAGCAGCGAGAGCGGCACCACAGCCACCUGCACGCCAGAGGACCCUUCCCUGAGGAACAUUUUGGACGGGAGCAGCGGGGCCAUUCCCAAUAUUCCGGAGGAGAGAGACGGGAUGGACACGUCCAGCGCUCAGGAGGACAGUGAGUCAAGGGGUACGCCGCCGCCGCGGCGCCUGAGGAAGGUGAGGGAGAAGGUCAAGGCAGAAAAACGGAGUGCCAAGCACGUCCGCGAGGGGAGACCUUUGACCAAGCGAAGUUAAGAGCAUGGUUAAUGAUCACAUACGUCCAGGCGAGCAUUGUAAUUUUUAAUUUAAACGUCCCAUUAGCUUUUUAGUGAGCUCUCUUUCAUCACACGACUUCGCCAUAAGUGCUGAGUGAUGCAAAUUAGUUCCCGCCAAACUUACGCAGGCAUCGUUGUUGUUUAGUUGUGACUGUGCAACUUUGCCAAAGAACGCAUAAGCUAGCCGAAGAAAUAAAGCAGGUCAUCCACGUCACGUCGAAGCGUUGCGUAUAGCUGCCGUUAAGAGAAGUUUGCGCACCACAUUUUCCCCCCGUCCUCCCGAAUCCGACUAUCACCAGCGAGAUUCUUCACAGCGACGUGUCCGUGUGAACACGUUUAUCCCCGUAGUACCGUGUCCUGGCAUUAAAGAGGGUGCCUUCUCACUGCCUGUAGUCAUAGAUUAAAUAUGGUUACACAAGGCGCCGUGUUUGUCUGUGUUCAGUAAAAUAAUCUGGUGAGUUUGCAGGAUGGACACAGAUACAGCUCAAUGUGUAGUGCACUUAUCCUCACCACGAAUGCCUGCUGUAAAUUGAAUAAGAGACAGAAAGCUUUUCCUCCCGGUUUGUAGUGCCGCCAUCUUGUUUUGAUCAUCAUGUAACUUAUCAUAAUCAGCUCUAUCAGAAAAAAAAAAGAUUUUAACUUGUGACAUGAAAUGCGUUGUCUUAUCAGAUUGCCUAAAAACUAACAUCUAAUGUUAGUUAAAAUUGAUUUCGCUUCCACUUUCCACCCGUGACCAAUUCCAGCGCUGAACCCCCCCCCCCCCGAUGGCUUUUGGAGUAAAACAUUGAUGUACAUUGUAAAGCUAAGCUGCCAUUUUAAUCACACCUGAUAUUCAAGGUUUUUUAAGACUACACUUGUUGGAAGAAUGCAUGAAAAUGAAUGUUUUCCUUUUGUGUACAAAGAUAUUUCUUUGCAAAGUUUACUUUAGAGCUGACGUUUUGUCGUUAGAGCCGUUGGAUUACCAAGUGAGUGACUGAUUUUGUUCCGUUUGAAAGGAGACUCAGUGACGUGCUGCCAAUUAUAACUCAGUAAUGACUACAAAGAUAAAACUCCAGGAUUUAUGUACUAUGAGAGUCACAAUUUACAAUAUAACAAUCACAUGGACAUAUAAUAAAAAUACAAUUUUUCACAACAUACAUGGGCACCCACAAGAUCUGGCACUAAAACAUGUGCCGUGUUGUCUUUAUGGGAUUAAUCAGUGUGUCAUGUACAGUAUUUUUCCUUGCAAACUAUUUUCUUGACAACACUUACAUCGUUCCAGUCGGUGCCUUGUAGAUUCACUGAUACAGAUGCUAACAAAAAUAUAUAUAUAAAUAUAUAUUUCCUGAUUAGAUGGACUAUGGACUUGCUUCGAGAGAUAUGACUAAAGAGAGAAUCGCAAUUUUAAACAUGAAAUCUCUCAAUAAGUAUUUCAUUGAUUGUUCUCGGAUGUUGUUCAGACAUUGACACAUUUUGGGGGUUCCCUUUAAUUUUCAUCUAGUGCCACCAUCAGCUCAAAAUUUCAAUGCAUACUUACAAAACCAAGGCCAUUCCCAUCAGCCUCAGUUGUGUUUGUGAUUAGUCUCAUAUUUUCGUAGCGCAUAUGAGCAAAUAUGCUCACAUUCUAAUGUGCUGAAAGAAGAUUGUGACCUUGGUGAAUAUAAAAUGUGCUUAGCAUCAGCAUGUUAGUACGCUGAAUUAGCCUAUAGCACAAAAAACAGCCCAUUUGUUACGAACAACCUUCCCAGAAACAUACAUCUUCGGUGUGUAAAUAUUACAACAAUUACAAAAGUAAAAAACGACCUCAUUGCCUAUUUGUGAUAAAGGUUUAAGAAGAAAAAAAAACACUAUAAAUACCAGAAAAAUGGUUCCACUAGCAAUAUUUAUUACAAGUCAAUUCACUUUGCAGCAACAGCUUUGCCAUAUUUAGUCUUCCUCCAUGGUCCAACUGGAAAAAACCUUUUUAAAUAAUGAGUUCACUUUGUAUGUGUAUAAGCCACAUUCAUGUGCUUUUUUUCUAUGUAUAUAGCAAAGCGACAUCUUAUGUAAAAUGUGACUGUGACUUCAUAUCAUUUGUGAUGUUUUUUCUACAGCAGAGGUCUGAGAGGUGCAUCAGUGUUUCACUCGAUGGUUGAAUUACUUUUUUUUUUUUAAAGCAUCCGUCAUUCGAGAUGUGGUAUCAAUGUGAAUUGUUCUAGGAUUUGAUUUUUUUGUCAUGGGACUGUGCAAGAAGCCUGAACUUUGUAUUUUUAAUUUUUUUUUAAUGUAGCAACUAGUGGAGCACUUAAUCGUUCAAGUACACUAACAAAAUCAGCUGCCAGUUUAUCCCGGCUUCACCAGCAACACGAGGAGUAGUUUGGUUGACACUUUGUGCUGAUUUGCUCACGAGCAAAUGAACCCUAUACUGCCACUCCCCACUAAAGAGUGAUCUCGCUGAAUGUAUCCGUAUCGAUUUGUGUUUCUAUAGUGUUCUCCUCUUGUGUCCCGCCGCUAAACCUCACAGGCUUUUUUUGUUUAUCGCCGGGUGGGCACCUCCUGUUUACCUCUGUAGUAAUGGUAGUGUUAUUAUUAGUCUUGCCUUUAUUUUGUGCACUAAAUUAAUAAACUUUACUUGAUACCAA
Molecule: messenger RNA, 5216 nt
Organism: Scophthalmus maximus (turbot)
Lineage: Eukaryota; Metazoa; Chordata; Actinopteri; Pleuronectiformes; Scophthalmidae
Gene: fam171b
Product: protein FAM171B
Exons: 8
Coding region: 149-2596 (815 amino acids)
Source: RefSeq, a predicted model, not a curated record